This is a messenger RNA of Gryllus bimaculatus (two-spotted cricket), 629 nucleotides long. Lineage: Eukaryota; Metazoa; Arthropoda; Insecta; Orthoptera; Gryllidae. The record is from the annotation of a GenBank genome assembly.
CAAACAAGCAUACAGCCAUAUUUAAGCUUUAAGGAAAGCAGGAACGCCCAAAAGAGAGAGCGGAAGGGUCCGAGGGGUUGCAUAUUAAGAGGGGCGGCGUGUAUAAUGAAUAAACGAUCCAUAUAUUUUACCUGUUCAAAAUAUUUCUUGAACAAGGAAAAAUACAGCAUUUGUACAACCCAUUUGCAAGGAUUUUAAUCCUUGUCUAAGACAAUAUUUACGUUGAUAACGAAAGAUUCUCUUGUGCUGACGCGAAAGCAAGAAAUGUUUAAAAACUAUUUCCAGCAAGGAAAGCAGUAGUUUCUGAAAUGCAGGCUAAGUGGCGAACGCUUAAGAGCCGCGCGCCGGCAGGUGCCGAUUCCGCUGGGCUGGGCGCACGUGCUACGCAGCGAGGCCUGGUCUUCCAGUUCGACAAGGGCGCCGACUGCGAGGAGCUGCUGGACCACUUCUUCGCGGCGCUCGCCCGCAACGACAGCGUGCGCCUGGUGCGCUUCACGGCGGCGGAGGUGGCGCGCUUGGCGGGCUACGCGCGCCUGCACACCUUCGAGCUCGUCAUCACCUGCCUGGAGGACAGCGCGCACGACAGCAGGGAUCGCAAUUCAAUGACAAUUGCGAAGGAAACCGCUUAA